AGACAGCGCACAUAAACAAAGCCGCGUUACAACUCCACACUUUGCAAAGCACUCAGCAGCACUGAAUGACAAACUCGCCGCUUACAAGACCGGACGCUGACAAGCUCCUUUUUUACCUGGGAGAUUUUUGUUUUAUUUUUUCUUUUUCGACCACUUUGUAAACUUUUGAGAAAGAAGGAAGAAGAAGGAGAAACUUUCUUAAUUCUCUCCGAUGCACCCUGUUUUUUCUACAGUACCGCUACUAUUUUCUGAGACAUUUUUUCCUUUUAUUUUCUCGACUCUUUGUGAUUACCCUGGAUGGAGAUAGGAUACUUUGUGCGAGGUUAUUACUACAUGUAAAAACGGAACCGCCACAGCAAACAGGUAAGAAAACCGAAUGAAUGAGUGUAUGAAUGAGACACACGGACUCUCAGUGGCUUUUAUCACCUGUUCACUGGUCUUGUUGUAUCCGCUCUCAAACAGACCACUUUAUGUCUUGUCUGUUGAACUUUGUGAGUUCAACCUGUUGAUAUGUUCAGUUCCAACACUCGUACCGCUGCUCACAUUUGGACCUCGUGUGUUUGUGUGUAUGUGUGUGUUUGUCUUUGUCUCCCCGGGAGCGAUUGGAGCAGAUUUUGAAUUUAAUUUGCACUGAGAAGCUAUCAUAUCCUUUCUGGUUGUCAUGGAAAUGAGAUGCCUCACAUUCACACAGUGAAUAGAGGAGUCAGACGCACUAAUGGUCUGAGUGGAGAAUAGUCUAACCUACAUUCAGACAGGAGCUGAGAGAGAAAAAGAGAGAGAGUUGAGGCUCUUUAUUUCACGCCAUGUGUUGUUUUUCCUCUCAUCAUUUAGGAUUUUCUAGGAAUGUUCUGUUAAUGAACGACUCAUAGGAUUACAUGGUGUGUGCGUCUGAGUGGGUGUGUUCACGUCAGUAUUUUGUUGACAAAUGAACACCUCGUGCUGCAUACUGCUUCUCUAUACUCUUUGGCCUCACUACGAAGUUUGAGGAGUUUCAUGAAAAUGAUCUUCAGAGCAGCUUUAAUAGGUACAGCCGGAGCAGUCGUCCAACAGGUGUCACUUCGCGAGUUUCAGCAGUCCCACUAUCUUCGGUCUGUGUAAGGACAGGGCCUUUCCUCCCAUUGAUCGCAGGAAGAAAACCCUCAGCAUUCAACACACAGCCGCGUCAAAUUUCUUGAGCCCUCCGGGGAAUAUAUCAUGAAGACAUUUCUUGACAACUGCAUUCUUAAGCAGCUGUUAUACUCGUAUAAGAAUUAACCCCUGCUGCUUUCUGCCUCCUUUCCGUCUUUCUUUCAUACUCUUGGAUCUACGCACGCACGCCAUUGCGCACGUAGAAGCUUCUGACAGUCCUCCUCUCAGGGCUGAUUUACUGUACUCACAUAUUUCUCACUUCUCUCCUUAAUGUCUUCUCUUUUCUCUGCCUCUGUUUGCUUGAAGCCUCGCGCUGUCCGGGGUUAUUGGUGCAAGGGGGCUACCGGCGCUCCGGAGCGCGUGCUUGCAGGUCUUGUUUCGUUCUCUUGGUUACCGGUGGCGCGCGGAGCCAGAGCCUCACCGACCGGCUCGGCCUGAGAAGAAAAAGCAAGAGAGGUGCCGUUUGCUCAUUUAGGUAAAAACAGAAUGAGUGUCUAUUUCAGCAGAAAGUACGAGUUAUCAAACUGUUCAUAAUCUCUCAUGUAUUCCUAAACCAAAGAGCGCAUUUACGCACAAUUACGCAUAAAACUCUCCAAGUUAAUGUAAGAAUGGAGCUAUUCAGACUUGUAUCAAAUAUCCUUUUAUAUCUUCUGCUGCUGGAGCUAACCAAUGUGAAAGGCGUAAAGGUAUUUUUUUCCCGCACUGAAAUGGCCCCACUCAAAAUUGAAUAAUGGCUGUUUCAUAUCAACUCUAAUCAAAUCAAAGAAGCACAGCCUUGUUGUUUGUUUAGUCUUGUAAUUUUUGUUUUUUAACAUAUUUGGAGGCUCUGUUAGGCAUUUCAUUUUCUUAACAAAGGACAUAUCAUGAAAAGUAACCUUAAAUGAAAGUUCAGACUUGGCUGGUUUAGAGAGGAGGGGAGUUUGGGGAAAAGUCACAGAGUGGACGAAUUCAAUAUGUUGACAAAGAUAAGAGCAGGCUGCAGGUGCCAUGAGAGGGGUUAAUAGGGGCUCCGGCAUGUCAACACACAGUAUUGAGAUGUAUAGCCAACCGGUAGAUAAAGUGGUCUCUUGACUUGAUUGUUUCUAAGAGGGUCUGUAAGUCUGGUAGAGAGAGAGGGUGUGUUUGUGUGUGUGUGAUUGGAUAUGAGAGAGUGUGUGACAGAAAGGGGGCGCUCUGGGCCUUGAAAUCUGACAGCCACAGUGCGCCCUGCUGCAGUGAGAAGGAGUUGGAGGUGCAAGGCGCACAGGAGUCCGCUGGUUUGGUUACGGGUCCGACUCUCCAACUUUCUAGAUUGGUCUCUCUUUCUGGAUGAACCCUGAGCAGGCGAACACGCUGGUGAUCAGAGGCAAGAAAAGCGAUGGGCUGGCGGCACUGGCACAUUCUGCGUUUUUAAAAGUUGUCACUUUUGUAGGUCUGUAUUUUCUGGAAUAUUAUUUUUAGUUUUAACCUGUUUGGAUUUCUCUUUGUAAAAUCAUAAUCCUAAAUUGCGGACUGAGAGACGCUGUGGUCUUAGAAUGAAACUUAUCGCCCACGUAAGCACAAGUCCUGAUAUGAGCUGAAACUCCUCAGUUGUGGUUCUUAGCAUUCCUUCUAGCACAGAUUGACUGUCAUGUCUAAUGUCUUACAUGUCUUGUGUCAGAAUUUUGUGCGUGAAACUUUCACUUAUCUUGUGUUUGUCCUGAUUUCAUGGGUAGCUUCAAUGAUUGAUUCCGAUUUAAGAACCUGUAUCUCGCUCUGCUGUGCGCACGGUGGUUUCCUUGCUCUUUCAUCUUUAUGCUUCUUUUAAUCAUAUUUACUAACUUGCUUUUUAAGAUUUUUAAACUCGUUAUAGCCUCUUGGUGAUUGAGUCAUUUUUUUCCCUCGUAUUUUUCAUGGUGGAAGCAUUUAAGACAUUUUGAGUCGAUAUUAAAAAGAAGUGUAUGAACAAGAAUUUCUGAGCAAGUUUUUGGGAGUUGCUCUUUUGAAAUGGCAAAAAAAAUCGGACUAAAUCUUAGAUUAAUAAAGAGCACACAUUAUUCUUUACUUUUUAGUGGUCGACAAGUGGUGAUGCGAAAACACAAUUAUUUAUCCCGCACGCCGCCCCUUCACUGGCUGUGAAUCUGACAUCUCUCCUCCGAACACAGGUUCGGAAGAGCGCGCCCAGCCGAGCUCGGAGCCCCGGAGAUCGGACACUUCCUCAGCGACGCCCGUCGAGUCCUCCCUGCUCCAGGAGCCCUGUCCCGGCCGCAGCCACGCCACCCCUCAACCCCGGACACCCAGCACCAUUCAGCGCGAGGCUCUUACACCAGGUACACACUUCAACUCUUCAUUUAAGUAUCAUCAAUUUUCUUUCUUUCUUUCUUUCUUUCUUUCUUUCUUUCUUUCUUUCUUUCGCCUCUGCUUUAGAGUGAAGUGUGGCUGUUGUGAGUGAGAUCCGCUGUUGUUCACCUCUUAGAGGUUUUUUGGUGUGUUAAAUUGUUGAAAAACGCACAACAACCCACAAAGUCAGUGUAGAAUCAGGGCUGACACGGAGUCUAUAUCAGAUAAGCUUUAUUUUGGGACGUUUUCCCAUCUUCACCUCAUUGACCGAAAAUUCAAUUAUAAAAAAAAAAAUAAAAUUUUAUGAACUUGCUCCUAUAAUCUUUUUUGUGGCCGCGUGAGUCUCAGCUUGUAUGCGCGUGUGUGUCUGUGUGUGGGUAUGUGUGUGUCGUGUGUUGACUGGCAAGUGCGGACGGUGUUGACAUUUCAAUCAUUAGAUAAACUAGCAGAAAUGGAAGACAUCAGGCACACCUAAGUCUACAAACUGUGCUGAAUGUACGUCAGUGACAAUGAUCCGAACAACUCGACAGCAUCUAUAAAACCUUUGUGACUAAAACUGAGCACAACCACAUUUUAGAGAUUGUUUCAGUUUAGAAAAAAAUACUACUCAGUCCUGAAUGUGAGAAAUAAUGUUACACCUCCCCGCAGUUUAAUGAAACGUCUUUGUAAAUGGAAGAGAUGAGGGUUCAUUUAUAGACAUUAAGCAAAUAUGUUUCUGUGCUUUAUGUGUGUAUUUGUGUUUGCAUUUGUAUGGAAGUGACUUUUAUGAGGCCACUGAUUUCAAAUUAUUUAUCUCAUGAAAAACUAUCCUGUGAUUUUUUUGUAUUUAUGUCUGCAACUUCAUGUUUUUAUUUGUUAGAUCUAUGGCAUUCUGACAAUGAACAAGCGCGCUCAGUUAUUGGAACAGCUGCAGUUUGUCCAGUUGAAAUGCACCCCUCGAGGUUAGCGACUGUUUCCCUUUGCUUCACUUUGCUGCACCACCUGUGUCUGACUCUGCUUGGGUUGUCUGUCCUAUUGCUUGCACAUCUACACACACAUACACACACACACACACACACACAAACACACACCUGCUUGCAUGCAUGUGAAAUGAAGGUUAAUGAUGGUGGUGGUGGAGGGCAGAAAGCUUCCUAUAGAUUUGGGGUUAAAAAUGUAGCUCAACUGAUAAUCAUAUUUGUUCUCAGAAGAGUGUGUGGAGGAGAAAAUAAGCACGCUCGUGAGCAUGGGUGUGUGUGUGUGUCACUGAGUGAUGGCUAUAGGCACACCACCAAAAAAGUAAAGCACCGGUGAGGAUGAGACAUUUGCAGAGACACAAGUGGUUUUACAGGUUCUUCUCAGGAUAAGGGUGCAUGUUAUUGGCAGGAUGAGAGUAUACAGGCUCAUGUUGACAUCUUGAACAUCUUUAGUGAUGAAAAUAUAUGUGUGGGUGUGUAUGUGUGUGUGUGUGUGUCCAUCUGUCUUUACCUGACACACACACAGACAAACAUCAUAGCCCAUACAGUGAGAAUAUUUGUUUUACAGGAUGUCUUUACCACGCUCUUUCUGUCUUUCAUCUCUUAUUAGCAGGAACAUCAAACUGAACUGAAAACCUAUUUUAUUUGAAUAUGUGUGUGUGUGUGUGGUGUGUGUGUGUAGAAAGCUGCAUUUGACAGGUGCAAAAGUCUUACACCACUCCCAUCUACACACACUCUCACACACAUAUGCACAUACACACAUUUAUGCCCAACAUUGAUCUGAGGCUUGACCUACUGACACAGCACAGAGAGCCACAAAGUUCACCACACUACUUUCUCUCUCCUUUUUUUCUCUUCGCUGGUGCUUAAUCAGUGCUUUAGGUGUAGCCCACUAAACACCCCAUGACGCCCAUAAUGCUGCAUGUGUGUUUUUCCACGUGGGUGAAAGAGCUGGUCACUUGUAGAAGAAAAAAAAAUCAAUGACGUCAAGCGUACGUAGGCCUACAGCUUGACUCAUAUCCUCAAUUUAAAAAAAAUGCACUUUGAUUUUCCUAUCGAGACUCACUGCUGUUUGCAUUGUGUGUGAUAUCAAUAAUGGUCAACUUUAAAAAUCAAUUAAAAGUAAUGGGCGAUUUUAAAAACGGGAUACACCAAGCUACUAGUUGAAAGAAAGGAUAGCUAAUUUGAUAUCUUGUGUUUGUAAAAUACAAAUACACAAAAUUAAAGUCAUAUUCUGUCAAAAAAAGAUUUUAUUUAUACUUAACUAACGCCAUAAAAUCUUGUAUUCUUAUCAUACAAUCGCAGCUGAAACUCCAACUAUCACUCAAGUUGAGAAGAAAAAAAAAGAAGCAACUUAAAUUUAUUAUUCUUUCCCCUCGAGUGACAUCCAUAUAAAUAUUCCAGUGGUGCUUGAUACUUUCAAGGCAAAAAUUCGUGAAAGUUAGUUUUGAGGGUGAGAAACAGUACAUGACUUUUUUUUUUCCACUGAACACAGUAACACGAAUAUAAUCAUUAUCACCACCCCAAGCCUAUGGAUGGUGGUAUUUGUGAGUGCUUAGACAACAGCAGGACCGAUAUGUCCCGUAUUUGAAUGGACAAACAUGACGCGUGAGGAACGGGGGCGAUUACGGCAGCGCUCGCACAGGCUGGGCGUCAAUGGGCGCAGCACAGUGUUGACAGUUCCGCGCUCGAGAGCGACGAGCAAACACCACAAAACCCCGGCUGCGCUCAUGACACCCAUGACUGAUCAGCCCGCACACACUCACCCCAAGCACACGCGCGCCCACUGGGCUCACACUCUCACAUACAUAUGCGAGGGUUACGCACGCAAGCAGGCGCAGGUGGAAUGAAUUGCGCAAUGGGUUUGGUGGGACGUAUAAUGCACGCGCUGCAGUGAUUGUAACUGAAUUAACUUUGGAGGAAAAAUUCAAGACAUACCGACUGGCGUCUGCAGCAGUUAGAGGAAAUAUCUGUGUGUGUGUGUGUGUGUGUGUGUGUGUGUGUGUGUGUGUGUGUGUGUGUGUGUGUGUGUGUCUGCAAGAAGCAUCCAGCACCACCAUGGGGUUCCAUUAUUGUUUAAUGUUAUCUCAUCUGCUUUGCCAUCUGACUGACCAGAGUCCUGACACACACACACACACACACACACACACACACACACACACACACACACACACACACACACACACACACACACACAGACUACAUGCACUCAUACAUUUGUCACAAGCAUUUCAGCUUGCAGAGUGGAUUGGAUCUUCGCUUUGACUGCUUGGCCUCAGAAUAGCGCACGGAUUGGAUGCAGUUUCUCUAACUGAACUAACUGUGGGAGUCUGAGGCUGUGUGUGCGUGCUCCAAAAAUCUCUACUCUUAUUCAGUGAAGAGCAAGAAGUGUUGAAGCAGGAAAUUGAGUAAAUGCUAGCAAAUGGAAAGAAUUGUUCAAAGUUUUCAUGUAGACCUUGAAAGGUGCAUUCGGAAAAAGUUUUAUGACAUUGCAAAAUCCCUGACGACUUUAAAAAACCUAAAAACUGCCUGUUCCAAUAGAGCUGUGCAGAAAUAUUUCACUGUCUAAUUGUCGACCCUGUUUGGCACGAUCCUUGUGUGCAUGAGCCUCCAGCAGAGUCUGCCUGAUUCCUGUAGAUUUACUGUUGGGUUGUUCCUGUGUCCUUGUUCUUUAAGUGCUGCUUUUCUGUUUUAAAUCAGUGGUUAACUAAUAGGUCAAUAAACUUUCUCACUGACUAAUGAUUGUUGCUGUACGGCCGUACUCCACUAACAAGUAUAAAAAUGCUUUUUGAUUGAAAUGUCUGUUUCUGAUGUUCCACUCAGCUCUAAUAUAUAUAUGUGUGUGUGUGCUCUGUGUCCCUGGCAGACAUGCCCUGUGUGCAGGCUCAGUAUGGGCCCGCCCCUCCAGGCUCAGCCUACUCUGGCCAGUCCUUCAGUUACCAGGGCGAUAGCUACAGCUCUGACCUCAUGUCCUCUGACUACACCAAGCUGGACCUUGGCGGCGGUGACAUCUCUGCUGCAGCAGUGACCACCUCCCUCCCGAGCUUCAACGUGUUCGUGGAGGGGAGCUACGAGCCCAAGUCGUCUUGCCUCUAUCAGAUGCCUCCUCACAGGCCGACCAUAAAGAAGGAGGAGGAGAGCUACCCGACUGCUCCGCCUCUGGAGGCCAUGUCCUCAUCCACCAUGUACUUUAAACAGUCCCCACCCUCCACCCCGACAACCCCAUCUUUGCCACCUCAGCCUGGCACCUCCUUCCUCUGGGAGGAGCACCCCUUGGCCCCACCAUCACACACCCACUCUCUGGGCUCCAGCUUGGAGGGUGGCCCCCUAAAGUCACCCCGCUUUCCACACUUCUACCAGCAUUCACCACCCCACAGCGGCAGCAGCGUGGGUGGCUAUGAGAGUCUGGGAGGAGGACUGGUUCGCACCUCAUCCUCUUCUUCAUCCUCCUCAUCCUCAGUUUCUCAUCCCCACGGCCCGCCCCUGGAGCAGCCCAUGUACCAGCUGCACCGCGGGGCUGGGGGCAGCAGCCUCGCCUUCCGCUCUCUGGCUCUCGGGCCUUGUGGUCCCCUGCUGGGAGACAGCCUGCCCUCACCUCCUCCACGUGGCCCCCCGGGUGAGGGCACCUGCGCAGUGUGUGGAGACAACGCAGCCUGCCAGCACUACGGCGUACGCACCUGUGAGGGCUGCAAGGGCUUCUUUAAGGUAAAAACCCUUUAAAGAUUCUGAGAUAUGUUGUCAACGGUUCAGCUGACCUUUGAAAGAGCUUAAAAUGCAGAAAGUCUUGCGUGAAAAUGGAAGUUUUACAGUUCUCAGUCCUGUUGUUUCUAACUUCUGUUCAUCCAGUCCCACAAAUGGACACGCUUUCAGAUGCACACACUCAUUUGUUGUGACAGUCCCCCUUAGAAUAUCACCGGUUAUCGGCGGUCUAGCUGCAUGUGAUCAAUUUUGUUCCACUUGUGACGCUCCCACUCUGCACCCUUUGCCACACUCUGUAAAUCAAAUGUAAAGUCAUUAUGAAAGCUUAGCACAUCUACAAAGAUCGUCUCUUCCAGCACCCAAGCAUUCAGAGUGUGUGUAAAGUACGGCCUGUAUGAGUGUGUGUGUGUGUGUGUGUGUGUGUGUGUGUGUGUGUGUAAGACCACACGAUGACAAAACUCAUUCUGUCGCAGACAAACAGGGAAACUGUCCCACAUGAAAAGGAAGUCCUUUAAAAUCAAAGAUCCCUCACAGCUUGUCGAUGAACUCUGAAUCAGCAGCCACAAUAGUGACUUCAGUUCACUUACACAAUACUCAGCAAGAAAUGACUCAGAUUUGGUCCAUCACAUGAUUCAAUCUAACACUUUUCACAUCCCAUUUACCACACAUGAGCUCUCACACACGCUUACACACACACAGUUCAACAAUUAACAUCCUGCAAAGACAGUUUUUAGUCACACAGAUUUCUCAUUUUUACAAAACAGAAACAUCGCAACAAACUUGCAUGUGGUAUAAAGCCUCAUUCAUAAUUCAGUGAAUUUACACUCAGCAACGGUGAAGCAAUGUCUCUGCACAUUUUGAAUUUCAAUGUUUUUUGACACGUCAAACUUUUUAUUGACGGGAUGAUACGAGGAGGUAAAAUGAAGAGACAACAAAAAGGAGGAUGCAAACACAGAGGUAAUUGAAUAAUGCCUCUGGUAGGUGGAAAUGAAUUAUCCUUGCUUUCAAUUAGUUUCACAAUUUGUUUUUAUUUAGUAAUUAAUAACAGCAACGUCUGGUGGCAGCAGGCCGCAGGCUGUCUGUUCGCUGCAGCACUCGACAGCCACACAGCCUGUCAGACCUCACUAUGUUUCCUUUGCUCACACAUGCAGAUGCAACCAACUAUGCACACAUAUCAUCUGCACACAACCACAUAUUCAUACAGAAGCAUGAGCAUGUUUGUGAGUGUGUUUAAUCCAGGAUGCAGCAUUGAAAAACUGAGCCAUUCUUCCCAAACACCUGCUCUUUUUUCAUAUUCAUAUAAUCAGGUCCAUUACUUCCAUUAUUCUGCUGGUUUUAUUGUGCCCUUAAAAUAUGUUCCUGAUUAUAUUUGAUUAUCCCUGAAUAGUUAUUACACAUUAAACCAUUGUAGCGGCUUGCUGUAAAUUAAUCUUAUUUCAUUAGUGCAAUUUGAGACACAUUUUCACAGUGAAUUAAUUUGAACUCUUAAACCAAUUUCUUCAGUUUUCAUUAUUUUGUCCAAAUAAUGUAGUCCAUUCCCUGGUUUCCAUUAAUUGGUUGAAACUAUUUAAAAUUUGAAAGUUGACAUAAAAAUCAACCCGAUGUUGAAAAAAAUAAACAUGCUACAACUUAAUAAAGAGAAUAUUCAUAUUAUUCUGUUUUAUACACUCACUCUCCUCAGCACAGAAGUUACGUUUGCUGUGCUGUUUUUCAGGGAACACUCUGGGUCAGCUCAGUUCAUUGAACACCGUUUUUAUUUUCCAUGGCUUGCACAGCAUGCAAGUCAUAGAAAGGUUGAAAGGUGCAUCGAUGUUAGAGGUAAGGGAAACUUGAAAACAGUUUGGGUAAAAAAAAUACACAAAACCCCAUCACCUCAGAGCAAAUGUGAUAAAAUGCAAUCAAGUCAAGACAUAUGAGGACAUUAAGACAUCAAGAUAUCACCAUGUAGAAAGCAAUAAAAUCAGCUCACACAUGUUUUUACUAUGAAUUUCCAAGCACUUUGUCUACAGAGAGAGAGAGAGAAAGAGAGAGUGAGGAAUGAUUGCCUCUUCUUUGUGCAUACAGGAGAUGAGGAGGCAGAGGGAGGAGAAGGGGGAACACGGUUCCCUAAAGGCUUUUAAUUUAAGCUGGGGCUAUUAGCACAUGUUACUUGUCAGAGAAUCUGCCUCUGCAUGCCUCUCCAUGCAGCCCCCACAAAACCCCCAGCUUCUGCAUUGGUGUGUGAGUGUGUGUGUGUUCAUUUUUUAGAGGGCCUUAUAUGGAUAUAGAAUGUCAGACUAUUCUCUUUGUCUCCAUUUCAAACUUAAUCUGUAGCUUAGAUUCAAUUUUUGUCAACACAGACAUCAACUUUAAUCCAAAUUUCCAUUUUCUCAAAAAACUCAAGACAGAUUAGAUUAUUCAACCAGAGAAAGAACAUCCUCGCACAUGCUCAUACACUCCUAAAGACUCGCUCAUACAUACAUGUGGGCAAUGAACAGAGCACAAGACAGAUCUACAGAUUUGUUAACCAUGUUGGGAUAAUUGAAUCUGUUUGUAUGGAGUUUGUGUGUGUGUGUGUGUGUGUGUGUGUGUGUGUGUGUGUGUGUGUGUGUGUGUGUGUGUGUGUGUGUGUGUGUGUGUGUGUGUGUGUGGGCAUAUAGGAAGCUUCCCCUUGAUGAGUAUCAGAGCUCUGAUAUAUGCAGUCGCCAGUCAUGCUCCACGCUGCUCAUUAGAAAGCAAUGUCACAAGAGAAACACAUGCACGCACAUAAACACACAUAAGAAAGCACACACACACACACACACACACACACAAAAGCAGGAGACAGGCCUGCAGAGCUUCAUUUUCAGAACCUUAAUUGAUCGUUUGAAAGAAAGGCUUUUUGGAAGCAGCUAUCUCAUAAAUGAGGCCCUGAGGUCAAAGAGUGGAAGAACUUCCCCUCUAUUUACCACCAAGGUCCACUCAGCUUAUACUCUUUUACCUUCUGUCUCUGCAGGAAUGAAAAAUAAACUCUCACCACAUAAGAGAGAAGUUUCACAAUCAUAUAAAAAAGUAAUCUAUUUCUUUAAAGUUUACAGAACUUUGCUGUUAUGUGUAAGAGGCAGACUCUGCAAACAUCUUAAACUUUGUUCUGGCUUUGGUGCCCCGGAGUUGUGGAGGUGUAAAGAGACAUUGGCAUGUUUUAGCUCGGUGCGUCAUGCAGCUUUGGACUCUCACUUAACGGAUGCUGUUUUCCCUCAACCACAUUAAUGACCAUAACUAACUUAUCCCCGCGCGCACGGGUCACUGACCAUUGAAGGGAUGAGAGGAAGAAGACAUACACGGCGAUCUUCGGUACCAUGGCAACACUCGCAUCCGGCACUGGCGCCCAUUACGCGCUAGUUCCGCGCUCGCGCCGGAGCAUAUGGAAUAAUUGGUGUGUUAUUGGUCUCCUGGGGGCACGGGCAUGUGUGGCGCGAGGGGUUCCUAAUUGGAUUUAUUUGUUUUGAUGUGUUUUAGAAGCAUUAAAGAAGAAGAGAAGCCGCGACACUUUCUGGGGGUUCCGUUUACAGUGUGCUCGGUGGAGUCAGGCGUUGACAGCACACAAAUUUAAACUCUUUGACCAAAUUAUUAUUUUAAAGAUGCCGUUUUGUGGUAAAAACCCGCCAAAGGCUUGCCCAACAGUUGAAAUAUUCGUGUCAAAGACGUCUGUUGAUGGGGAAUGAUGAUCUGACCUUCCCCAAAUCCUGCACACAUACUUUGAAGUGUUUGAAAAUCUCACAGCAGCCAGUGUCUGACUCUGAAAGAAACUUUUCACCGACUCUUCACUUAUCCCACCUUCAGAAAAGCACUUCUUUACACUCCUUUUCAGCCCACAGCACUCGGGUUUGCUCCAUUGACGCGCACUUGAGAGACUGCCGCCUCUGUUAUCAGUGCUUUUAUCUACGCGGGAUCGCACCAGCCCCCCACGUGGCCCGUUUCUGAUUUCAUUUUAAUAAGGUCAGUAAUAAUCGCGCGAGCCAGCCGAGGAGAAAACAGCUCCCGCGGGGCCAGUUGAGUGAGGCGCCAUGCGCGCGGCCCCCGAGGUGCCACGAGCUGACCCGCGAGCUUCACAAACAAUCUGAUCAGGCAGCUCUUGCGGACGCUCUUCCCCCUGUCUCGCGGGACCCGCUUCGGCACGCCAUGCGCUCGGUCCCCCCCAUUGUCAGCCCCGGCGCUAAUAAAAUUGUCCCUCCUGCAGGCGAGGCUUGUUGGGAAAUUAAUUUUAUCUAAUUAUACUGAUGUCACCGCCGCCUUUCAGCGCGUAAUUAAAAUCUGACCUGCGAGCUUCUGCUCUCGGUCUUUGAUGGGGAAGGAAAAAACAGAAAUUGAAUUAAACAAAUCAAAUAUUAGGUGGAUGAUUGUUUUCGGAGGCUGAUUAUCGGCGUGCUUUUUCCCCCCUCUCUCCUCAGCGCACUGUGCAGAAAAACGCGAAGUAUGUGUGUCUAGCCAGUAAGAACUGCCCUGUGGACAAGAGGAGACGCAACCGCUGCCAGUACUGCCGCUUCCAGAAGUGUCUGAGUGUGGGCAUGGUGAAAGAAGGUAAGAGGGGCGAGGUGAAAUGACUGCUGAUACUUAAUGUAAGUUUCAGGUGAACGGACCUGACGGGGCAGCACCACGCUCAUUCAUGCCCGUGGUAGUGGAGAGAGAAAGCAGUAGCAGUAGUUAGUUCCCAUCAGUUUUAACAGAGCAGACUGAAAAUGAAUGAUUUGGAGAUUUGAAACUGACACUAAGGUGUGUCCAUCCUGCUCAGAGACGCUCACACUUUUCAUCUCCCUGAUGUUCCUCACCUGUCUCACACACUCAUACAAAGCUCUCACAGCACACACACUUCUCUUCCUGAUAGCACAUGUAUGCAGCAGACAGAACAGUUCCACUGCCAUCUGCUGGCUAAUUUCCUUCUGUGUCAGAUUGUAGGAAACACAGGGAGAGAUCUUGAAUCAUUUUUGCUACCAUAAAAAGAUACAGAUAACAAGGAAUAGGAGAUCUUUCAGCAUGCUCCAUAGAUACACCCAGCUCCUAACAUAACAACAACCCCAUCGUGGCCUGUUGUCAGCUUCUGUUUUCUGGUUCACAGUGGUGCGCACUGAUAGCUUGAAGGGGCGCCGAGGCCGUCUGCCUUCCAAACCAAAGAGCCCUCUGCAGACGGAAGCAUCUCCUCCUUCUCCACCCCUCAGCCUGCUGUCUGCUCUGCUCAGGGCUUACUCACACUGCACGCCCCGGGACCUCGACUACAGCCAGGUACCCCACAACCUCAGUUUAAAAUGCUUGAGUACACUGACAAUGUUUUUUUUGGAUCUUUAAUAAGUCCUGUUCUCCAUCUCCUCUCCACAGUUCAGUGCUGCAGACCCUCCUUCCUCUUCCUCUGAUGCAGAGCACAUCCAGCUCUUCUACAGGCUGCUCACCGUCUCGAUGGAGACCACCAAAUGCUGGGCUGACCGGCUGCCUGGGUUCUCCGAGCUUCAGCGUGAGGAUCAGAACGUGCUUAUAGACUCUGCCUUCCUGGAGCUGUUUGUAUUACGACUUGCUCACAGGUGAGACAGAAGAAGUUUCAGAGUGUUUUAGAAGGACAAAGAUUUUUAUUUUCUCCACUUUAUGCACACAUCUUUGCUAUUUUGAUCACUUGUUCCAAACACACUUACAACCUAACUUCAAACAAACAGUAGCUCAAGUCUUUUACAGUUACAUCUCCGAGUUUAACUGUGCCAGCCGAACUUGCGUGCUGCUGUGUUGGUGUAUCUCCAGAGUAGGAGGAGUGGAGCUGAGUAAUCGCCAUAUGAACCAAAAUUAUGAAUGGAGUCUGUAGCUAUGACAGCAGCUACACCCACAGAGUUCCGCUCUGCUCCGUUCGUCUGAUAUCUGACGCACAGAGAGCUCUGUGUGUGUUCUGCAGGCUAAAACUGUGCUAACAUUGUGAACUGUGAAUUGACAGAAUCAAUUCCAUCUAAAAGCCGGUCAGCUGACGGGCUGAAAAGGGCCGUUAUGAGAGGAAAUACAUUCUUAAUUCAGCUGACUGGAAUAAAAAGGGAAUUGACUUCAUUUACCUCAUGUGUCUAGUGAUGUGUGCGCAUGUUUGAGUAAGUGUGUGUCUUGCUCGUGGAUACCUGUGGUGCCAUUAUGACUGCCAGUGCCCAUCUUUGCCUCACUAUCACCCCAAGUUACCAGCCUGCUCUUGUAAGGCAUGCAGCCGGUUAAAUUUAUGAAAGAGAGGGGGGCUGGGGUUACAAGCUCAUUCUUUUGUCUGCGCUGUUGUCCAGGGCAGAAAACCAACACAGUCACACACACAUAAGCACACUUACUCACACACACACACGCACACUGAUGAUGUAGAGUCCCAACUUUCAGUCCUCCUCCCAGUAUAGGUCCAGGUGCAGGGUGGGUAGAGGAUUGGGUGGUGGCAUCACAGUCCCAGCAGGAGAAGGACUCUGACUCACGCUAAACUGUGGACUAGGAUUGGGUUUUUAUCAAACACAGGCACACACAUACACACACAUACAGACUCUGCUCUUCUUCCCAUCGGCCAAACUCCCACAGCACCGAGUAAAAACACACAAACGCAGCACUGUCUUUCUUUGUCCAUCCUCCGUGAGAGCAGACGGAUGCAGUCCACACUCACAUCCCAUUGUUGAUGCAGCCCCUCGUUGACCCUGUAUUGAACCCAGAUGCCUUGUAGACCCCUAUGCUAGUGUACGUCUGCAUGUGUCUGCAUGUGUGUUUGUGUGUUUGUGCGUGUAUGCUCAGUGUGUGCAAAGUAAAUUUGCUCCGCUCUUGUGGGCCUACAUUGCCCUAAGCACCCCGUUACCACCCAGUUUCUGUGGUUAUUGGUUGAUUACCGUGGUGACAGUGUAGUCUGGGGUGAGGGGAAUGUGUGGCAGACAUCCAGCUGUGUGUUUGUGCGUGUGCAUGCAUGUGUCUCCCUGUCUGUCUCUCUGUCUGUGUGGUUUGCAAUUGGACACUCAGGGCUUUGAAUUGUUUGUUGGACUGCAAAGUGCACAAGUGGACAAUUAACCUAAUGAAGACAAAAGUAAUUUUUUUGCAGCCAAGAAUUCAGCUUCAAUUUUGUAAUAAUAAUGAAUUUCAUCAUAUUAAGUUUUAAAAAUUAAUUGUUUGCUUCAUUUUGGUAUGAUUAAAAUGGAUGCAAAAAAAAGUUACAAAAGUAAAGGUGCAAACCCAUCCAGACUGCAAGCUUUUAUAGCAGAAAAUGUAAGGUCUAAAGAGCCAUAACCAGCAUAGAACUAUCUCAAAGUGAAGACAGGUUCCUUACCCUAAACAAACAUCACGUUAAAUCCUUUUGGAAAAUUGAAAAUUGCUCAGAGUAACUGUUUAUUGGGUUGACGUGAGCAUCUCUGUGCAUGUGUUCUAGACACAACAACUAGACAUAGAUUUACUUCAUUCUGUCCUCAUGACAAAUGAACGGGGCAUAAUCCUGGGCUUCACAGUCUGAUUUUACUUCCUUCAACCUUUUGAUGUCUUCUCGUCAUCUACCAGCUUAACAUGCGACCGCCGGACUACUUUUGGCACUAUUACUGAUUAGUCAGAGCUUUCCCUCCUUCUCUGCUCAGUGGUAAAGGAGCGGGAUGUUGCGUGUCGUGAGUAGCUGAUGGUUAAAUACAUCUGAGAAGACUUUUCAUUUCCUCAUUAAGGCUUUGUGUUUCCACUGCACACCACAGCCUGGGCACAUUAAAGUCACAGCUUACCUAUCUGCGAACAGAUACACACACAAACACAACAAGCAACCCCAUGCCUUAACCCUUCACCCCCCAUCCUCCCUUAAAAGGAAACACAGGAAUGUUUUUAAGUGCUAUAAUUUGGAAAACACAACUUUAAUCAGCUGCAUGCCUGUGUUUGAUGUGUGUCCUGAUUGUGUGCAUGCACAUACUGCCAAGUUUUCUCAUCGUUUUUAUUGUAAUUGUUUCCUUGCCCUGGCAUCUCAAGCUAUAUUUACAAUACAUGAGGGAAAACACAGUGUUUCAUUUGAGGAGUGGUCUAACAGAAUCUCCCUUUUCUCUGUGUCUCAGGUCCAUGCUGUCAGAGGACAAACUCGUGUUCUGUAACGGCUUGGUGCUGCACAGGUUCCAGUGCCUUCGAGGGUUUGGGGAAUGGCUGGACUCCAUCCGGGACUUCACCACUCAUCUCCAGAGCCUAAACCUGGAUGCUUCUGCCUUCGCCUGCCUGGCUGCACUCGUACUGCUCACAGGUAAAAACUCAAAUCAGUCGCUUCAGCUAACAGAUACAAAAGAUGAUCAUUCACAUCGCAACCAAGCAAUCACAUGUAGUGCUUUUGUGUGGAUGUAUGGGAGCAAAUCUACCAAAAUAUAGAGACCUUCUUUCCCUCCUCUGAAGCUGUAUGGGGGGUCAAUUGAAUGUGACAGAGAUCAGGUGGACUCAUCCACUGACGUCACACAUGUGCUGAAAGACUCACAUGUUCUCACACUUCUCUGUCUAAAACAAGAACUCGAUACCCAGCAGCACCUGCUGCACCUGCCACACACCUGGCCCUGUCAUCAGCAUGAAUUUGUGAAAAAUGGAAGCAGGGCCACAGCUUUCUGUGCAAAACACGCCUGAGAUGACCCCAAAGUUUUUGCUGUAGCGAAUUAGAAACACAUUUUAUACAGUCAGUCACAAAAGUAACUCAAGGAUGCAGAAACAGUUACGUGUUCACAUUUUUCACACAUCAGAGUCAGAAGAAAUUGUAUAUAAAGGUCAAAUGGGUACAUUUCUUCUCCCUCUAAGCCCGGCUUCCUUACCUCACCCUCGCUACUUCCUCCACCACCUCCUCCUCCUCCACUGCCUUCCUCUGUCUAAGCCCUCCAACCCCAUCCUCACUCUCCGGGGGAGCACUUAACUCUGUGCCUGAUCGACCAGCCCACCGUGGAGUGCAGCUCUGGAAUGGCGUCUAUGCUGUUCUCAGUGGCGCUCUACCACCUCGGCAAAGCACACAACGCGCCGCCAUGACAGAGCCACCAGAGCCACCGGGCGAUCGACUGAUUUUCAGAGUGGCCUGUGCAGAAAGGCAGCCAUCGAUCCCUCCCUGGGAAGCCCGCGCAUAGAGAGAAAGAAGGGAUAGAGAGAGCGUAGAGAGAGAGAGAGAGUGUGUGAGGGCUCUGAAAGCGGCAGUGUAAGGAGGGCUGGAGUGAUUCUGCUGCAGCAAACACAGAACAAACAAAAGAGGCACAUAAACAAACAAUAAAUAAGCUUCAGAUAAUGGAUACCUCAAAGUGAGACUGGUCUUAGUGACAGCCUCCCUGCCGCACCCACCGACCUGUGAGUGUGUGUCCUUGUGUGAGUAUGUAUAUGAAGCGUGUGUGUGUGUGCAGCUGGACACCUUGUUCCCUGCAGAAUGAGUUAGUGUCACAUUAAGCCUAGUGCAGGUGCCACUGGAGUUGCUAUGGGCAGCAGAGUGUGUGUGUGUCCAUGUGUGUGUGUGUGUUCGUGUGUGUGUUUAAUUUCAUUUGGCUGCUCACAGGGCCGAAUAAUCAGCUAAUUGUUGAGCACUUUUGUGGCUGUCAAUGUCUUAAAUUGCUGGAACAAUUUGUAUGUCUGUGUGCGCCUGUGCAAAUGUUUAUAUAUGUGUGUGGGUGCACAGUGUGAAGAAGGCUUAUUAGGUUAGACUGUGUAUUGAUCUGUAGUGAGUGAGACAGGUUAAGGCCUGUUAAAGACAUUAGCCAUACAGGGUAAUGAGGUGGAAUUCAAUAUAAAAGAAGAUGUAGCUAAUGCUCUCUCGGCUGAAUGAGCACUGAUGUAUUUGUCUGUGUGAGUUUCUUUUUUUCCUUUGACCAUAUUUUUUUUCUGUUGAAUUAAUUAUCCGCCUAAUACCCCUGCUUCUGUCUGUCCACAGAGCAAGUCCCAGGUCUGAAAGACUCAAAGCGUGUGGAGGAGUUGCAGAAUAAGGUGAUUUGUUGCCUCAGAGACCACCUGGGCUGCAGCCCUUCCUCCUCCUCGUCCAAGGCCACGCCCCCUCUUAGUCGCAUUCUGGGAUUAAGGGCAGAACUUCGUUCCCAAAGGACCCAGGGCCUUCAAAGGAUCUUCUACCUGAAGCUAGAGGACCUGGUACCGCCCCCUCCCUUGAUUGACAGGUUCUUGGACACUCUGCCCUACUGAAGGGCCAUGAACUGACCAAACAGAGAAAAAAUAACGUAAUGUCCUGUCCCCGCUCUCGCAGGAGCACGCACACACACCCAGAGGAGAGACUCACUUUCCUCUGGCUGAUGCAGAGCAGAGAGAGCCAAUCCAAUGCUUUUCACUCAACAGGACAACCUAUGUAGAACGGCUUUCACUCAAACAGGCAAACCUACUAAAUGCUUUUCACCAGUAUAAGAGACAAUUACUCAAAUGCUUUAUUACUUUUUAUGUCAUCCUCCUGAUUUCCUCAUGUGGGGGGUGUAUGACCAGGCUGAGAUGGACUGUGGAAAGAAAACUGACUUUUUACCGUCCUCUCUCCUGCUGGGUGUCGGCUCACCCAGCAAAAAAAGGAAGAACACAGCGGUUUAUGAGCCCUGUCUAUCUGUGUUCAUGCAGUCUGAGGACUUCUGUUGAGGGUGGGAUCGAGUGUUUUUUUUUAACCUGAAGACGUCCCAGUGAAGCACGAGUCACUGUGUAUUCUAGUUCCUCUUAAAAGAGAAGGAAGAGUAGGGCGUUUACACACUGAAAGGUCAGAGGUCAUACAGCAUAGAUGAGCAGAAACAGAUAUUUCAUAAACACAUGGAAGUGGCUGUUGAGUUGGGCUCUUGAUUCCAAGUGCAAUUUCUUAAGUGCUAUCUCACAACAAAAAGGAAUAGACGGAGAAGGAACGGUUUAAUUUCAAACUCUAAAUUAUUUUAAUAUAAAGUCCUGUACUGUUGGUAGCUAAAACAAAGACAGACAGUCUCCACCUGGCUUUAGGAAGCAGAGGAGAUACUGCACUAACCAUUGAUGACUGAGUCACCCAGACUUGAACUUGCUGUAGUAUGUUUUUUUUUUUUUAUUAAUAACUCAUUUUGAAAUCAUAGGUCCAGUAGGAGUACAGAAGGUUGAACAUGGACAGAAAUUUGCUUUUGAAGCACUUAUACCCUGAGAAGGGCUAGAAGCACAGACACACACUCGACCUGCUCCCCUGGCAGACGGCGGGUGAGUCGGGGGGAGAGUAGGGUGCUCGACAAAUAGCUGUAUGUCCAGGGGUGAAACAUUCCGCAGUCAUGCUCUUUUUCUAUUUGUUUCUAUUGUGAUUGGAGGCCGUGUAAGAGUGUGGAGGACAACCUGUCUUUGUGUGUAUGCUUAAAGAAGCCAGGAUCAUAUGCAUGGUGUGUCAUAAGAGCUGCCAUAGCCUGUUGAAACAGUUCGACCUGUGUUUGUGUUCCAGACUGUGGCUCCAUUUGGGGAUCUCCCCAUGCCUCCACCACCCACUUACACACUCACGGCAGCAGUUUGAUAUAUGAAAAAAGCAAAUUAUAUAGAUAUAAAUAUAAAUAUAAAUAUAUAUAUACAAAACUAAUAUUUUGAAGUGUUUUUAGCUUUUUCAAAUAUUGUGGUACGAGUUGUGCAUUGUUUUUUGAAGAAGAGAAACAAAAAAAGAAAAAAAGUUGCUGUUUUUUUUUUUCAAUGUCCGUCUUUGGCUUGAGUUCCCUGUUCGAUUAUUAUUUUUUUCUUCCUCUUUGGUUCACUGGAUUUUCUGUUCAGCACUUUGAAAUUAUAAACUAGUUCUGAUUAUUCUGCC
Messenger RNA from Xyrichtys novacula (pearly razorfish), 19767 nucleotides. Lineage: Eukaryota; Metazoa; Chordata; Actinopteri; Labriformes; Labridae. The record is from the annotation of a GenBank genome assembly.